AAUGUUUCACGACAAAUGAUUAUUGUGCAGGCACAUAGAAGUUCUAUAAUUUUUAGUGAAAACUGUUAUUAAAAAUGUAAAUAAGUCAAUCUGCGUUUCAAAAUAGUUAUACUUAACUGAGUUAAUUCUCCAUAUUAAGAUACUUGUUUUUAACAUCUCUUAUUAAAAACAACAAUUUUUUUGCAUUUACUGACUUCAGUGGAGUGAAAAGUAAUAACGUGGCCAUAUGGUGUGUAUUUUAGUUUACUGGAAAAGUCUGCUUGUACAGGUGCGAAAGUACUUUGCAGGUCAGAAAGUACUUUGUGUGCGCAGUUGCGCAGGAAGACUGAAUAUAGGUAGCUCGUAAAAUGCAGUGGGUACUAUUUGGCGUGGUUUUUUGUGGAUUGUAUGGAGUUAAUGGAAAUAGAUAUGCCGAUGACCCAGCGGUACAACGAUUUCAAGAAUAUAUCCGUAUAAAUACAACUACUGGUGGUGAUCUGACCCCAGCCGUUGAAUUUUGGACUCGGUUGGCAGCAGAACAAGAUGUCCCUAUAAAUGUUUACGAAUACACAAAGGGCUAUCCAAUAAUUGUUCUAAAAUGGGCUGGACUAGAUUCUUCACUGAAUAGCAUUCAACUUAACUCUCACGUGGAUGUAGUACCCGCUGAUGAAAGUGAAGGAUGGACCUAUCCGCCAUUUGGAGGGGUUCUUACAGAAAACGGCAGGAUCUAUGGUCGUGGUACUCAAGACAUGAAGUCAGUUACCAUACAAUAUUACGAAGCUCUGAGUAGAAUUAAAGCUAACAAUAUUACUCUUUUGAGAGAUGUUUACAUGACGAUUAUGCCUGAUGAAGAAGUGGGCGGUGAAGACGGCAUGAUUCCAUUCCUACAAAGUGAAGAGUUCUCCGCAUUGAACGUAGGAUUAGAAUUAGAUGAAGGGGCACCUUCCCCCAUACCAAUUAUACCCCUCUUUUACCAAGAUAAGGUGGUGUGGCAAAUUAAAGUGGACUGCUACGGUGAAGCUGCACAUGGUUCAACUUUUCCUGCGACUAACUCUACCGCUACUGGAAAGUGUCGCAAUGUAAUCGAUGCGUUAUUGAAGUUCAGGGAGGAACAGUACAUAAUAUCGACAAGGGCAACAAUAUUCGAUGCUGGCGUAUAUACAUCGGUUAAUCUUAACAGAUUAAACGGUGGUACAGCAAACAAUAUCAUCCCAAGCGUUGUUAGUCUCACGUUUGAUAUUCGUCUGGGAACUCGAGUGAAUGAAGAUGCAUUCCAAGCACAAUUGGAACAAUGGAUAGCUGAAGCUGGAGAAAAUAUUACGUUGACCUACAUAUCAAAGAAUCCGCAGAGUCCCGCCACUGUCGUGUCUUUGUCUAACCCAUAUUGGCGGGCAAUCAACCAAGCAGCAAGAUCAUUGAAAGUGCCAAUAAUACCAAUUGUGCCACCGGGGUCGACAGACGCGCGACACGUUCGAUUGGCCGGCGUGCCCGCAUUUGGCAUCUCACCGAUGGCAAAUACACCACUGCUAUUACACGCCGUUGACGAAUAUCUCCCGGCCAGCACCUUCCUCAAGGGCAUCAAUAUAUAUGAACAAAUCAUCACGAAACUCGCAAACAUACCAAGCAGUGACACUUCCCCAGAUCCUAGUGUGUAUAUUGUUAAAACUGCUCUGUAAUUUUAUUGGACUGAACUGAACUGAACUUACUAUUAAAUAUAUACAAUUGUUAA
This is a messenger RNA of Galleria mellonella (greater wax moth), 1708 nucleotides long. Its product is annotated as aminoacylase-1-like. Lineage: Eukaryota; Metazoa; Arthropoda; Insecta; Lepidoptera; Pyralidae. Gene Ontology annotation, biological process: amino acid metabolic process. Gene Ontology annotation, molecular function: aminoacylase activity. Gene Ontology annotation, cellular component: cytoplasm. The record is from RefSeq and is a predicted model, not a curated record. Bases 348 to 1655 code for a protein of 435 amino acids. The transcript is spliced from 10 exons.